Leucoraja erinaceus (little skate) is the source of this 1567-nucleotide messenger RNA. RefSeq names its product transmembrane protein 59-like (gene tmem59l). The record is from RefSeq and is a predicted model, not a curated record. The transcript is spliced from 8 exons. The coding region runs from base 17 to 1093 and encodes 358 amino acids. NCBI's taxonomy places the organism in Eukaryota, Metazoa, Chordata, Chondrichthyes, Rajiformes, Rajidae.
UACUGUUUGCUAAGUGAUGCCUGUUGCUGUGUUCCCUCUGCAGGACACGAUCGCCUGCCAACGUGGAUGCCGGCUCCUCUCCAUCUGCCAGUUUGUGGAUGGAAUCAGUGGUUUGAACAGCACCAGGGCCGAGUGUGAGGCAGCGUGCCUGGAAGCGUACAGUCAGACGGAUGAGCAGUACGGGUGUACCACCGGCUGCAGGGAGCAGUUCCUGGAGGCAGAGAGGAGGCAGAAACAGCUCCUGACGUCGACGUCUGAAACCCCCUCCUUCUCCCUCGUCCACUACCUCUCCAACCUGUGCAGCGACUUUGUCAACUCGGCCCAGAGUUUUAUCUCUUCCACCUGGACCUUCUACCUGCAGGCCGACGAUGGCAAGGUUGUGGUCUUCCAGCUCCUGACGUCGACGUCUGAAACCCCCUCCUUCUCCCUCAUCCACUACGUCUCCAACCUGUGCAGCGACUUUGUCAACUCGGCCCAGAGUUUUAUCUCUUCCACCUGGACCUUCUACCUGCAGGCCGACGAUGGCAAGGUUGUGGUCUUCCAGGCAAACCCGGAAGUGGACUUCUCGUCCCUGGACCUGGAGCCCUCGCUGCCCAAUGAGACUGAGAAUCCCCAGGACGGGAUCCCCGGAGUUCAGGAGCAGGAGGAGGAGCUGCCGACGCCACGGACCACCCCGGCAACGCUGGAACUGCAGCCAGCUGCGGCUGAGGGGGUGAGGAAGGAGUCGGACAGUCGGGCGAUCGCAGAGCCAGCGGUGAAAGAGAAGCUCACAGAUGGAGAAGGCUCGCACACGCAGCACGACUUCCUGGCCUGCAUGUCACGGCGCUCAGGGCUUCCCCGGUGGAUCCUGGCUGGUUGCCUGGUUUUGUCAAUCGCGGUCAUGUUGUGGCUGAGCUGCGCCAGUUUGGUGACUGCCCCCGAUCAGCACGUCAAGUCACAGCCUCUGAGCAUCAGUAGUGACGAGGAGAGUUUGGUGAAGUCUCCACUGUACGGACUGUCCUCUGUAAUCACAGUGAUGAUCCAGGAUGGAGAGGAGGAGGAUGAUGCGGGCCCUCUGCCUAUGAAAGUCGACCUGAGUAAAACCCUCAUCUAGAACAUCACCUGCUCGUGUAAAGGCCCAUUCCUCUUGCCUGCUGGCUCAAGGUGCAGCUUCAGUAUUGACGAGUACCCCGUCUUCCCUGCCCCCCCCCCCCCCCCUCCUCCCCCAUCUCCCCCUCCCACCCCCUUGUGAAAUACAUCCUGGACUGCAGGCUGGGGAGGGAGUGACAUUUUUUGGCAUCUAACAGCAUUAUAAAUCUCUACACAUCAAGAUUGGAAAUCCCAAGAGCCCGAACUCCUCAUCUUCUGUUGAAGUCCUAAAUGAGGAGUUUUCAGGAUUCUGGGAUGUCUUCAUUACUUCCUUGAUCUUAUUGUGAGCUGAUUAUGUGCUUGUGGUGAAGUAAUCAAAGAGACCUGUAAUACUCAGCCUCACCGACAGCUGUACAAACGGUGAGCAGCAGUGACACAGGGAGGGUGUUGUGAGUAACGCUGCUCUCUCCCUCACACACACACACACGCACACACACGC